Messenger RNA from Syzygium oleosum, 1561 nucleotides. RefSeq names its product GDSL esterase/lipase 5. Gene Ontology annotation, molecular function: hydrolase activity, acting on ester bonds. Bases 74 to 1237 code for a protein of 387 amino acids. Lineage: Eukaryota; Viridiplantae; Streptophyta; Magnoliopsida; Myrtales; Myrtaceae. The transcript has 5 exons. The record is from RefSeq and is a predicted model, not a curated record.
AAAGAACCCCUGUUGCAGAGAAGUCUGAAAGCAUGUACAUUUUGAUAGGCCCCUACAAGCAAAACCAAAACACAUGCAACAUAAACAAAGGCACUACCUGCAACCGAAGUCAGCCAUGGCUGGCCUCACCACUUCCUCCUUCUUCAACCUCUCCCUCCAUCUCCUCCUCCUCCUCCUCCUCGCGACCGCGACCUCGGAUUGCCGCGCCGAGCCCGACCGCGGAGCUCUCUUCAUCUUUGGCGACUCGUUCCUCGACGCCGGCAACAACAACUACAUCAACACCACCACUCUCGACCGGGCGGAUUUCUGGCCUUAUGGAGAGACCUACUUCGAGUCCCCGACCGGGCGGUUCUCGGACGGCCGCUUGGUGUCAGAUUUCAUUGCAGAGUAUGCAGAGCUGCCAUUAAUUCCACCGUAUCUUCAACCUGGGGUCCAACAAUGGAGGUAUGGAGUGAACUUUGCAUCUGCAGGCGCUGGUGCUCUAGUGGAAACAUUCCAAGGGUCGGUGAUUGAUCUCAAAACGCAAUUGAGUUACUUCAAGAAGGCAGAGACCCAAUUGAGACAAGAGUUGGGCAAAGGCAAAGCAGAGUGGACAAUAUCAAGAGGAGUUUACAUGUUCAGCAUAGGAAGUAAUGAUUACAUGAGCCCUUUCUUGACUAACUCCACCAUCCUGAGCUCUUACUCCAAAUCGGAGUAUGUGGGAAUGGUGAUUGGCAAUUUGACAACAGUUAUCAAAGAGAUAUAUGGAAUAGGGGGAAGAAAAUUUGGGUUCAUCAACCUACCUCCAUUGGGGUGUCUUCCAGGAAUGAGGAUAAUCAAAGCAGAGAAGAGAGGGAGGUGCUUGGAAAAAGCUUCAUCACUAGCAAAGUUGCACAAUCAUGCUCUCUCUAAACACCUAGUGAAACUUGAGCAUCAGCUCGUAGGUUUCAAAUAUUCCCUCUAUGACUUCAACAGCAAUCUCAGAAAGAGAAUGAAUCACCCCCACAGAUACGGUUUCAAGGCAGGGAAAGUGGCAUGCUGUGGAACAGGAAGAUACAGAGGAGUCUUCAGCUGUGGAGGGAAGCGGAUAGUGAAGGAGUUUGAGCUGUGCAAGAGUCCCAGUGAGCAUGUGUUUUGGGACUCUUUCCAUCUAAGUGAGAGGGCUUAUGAACAAGUAGCACAUCAGAUAUGGAGUGGAGAUGGCACUCAUUCUAGUUCGAGCCCUUAUAGUCUGAAAAAUCUCUUUGAGGGCCUUUGAUUGAAGGUCUUUGACCUUAGAAGGUGACCCUUUAUUCCAUCUUAGAUCAUUGACGCCUCAAUCUAGCUGCCUUCCAAUGGCAAAGGUUCAGUGUCUCUGUCAGAUCAAUGGGGGGAAAAUGUGGAGGGCAUAAUAGAGAGAGGGGGAAAUUACAGAUAAGGAAAUUAACUUGUAGAACCAAUUAGAUACUUAUUCUUGAUGUGUUGAAAUAGGCCAAUUAUUUCUCGCAACUGUUAUAAAUGAACUGUGAGGGAUAGCUCAGUCGCGAAAUCUUGCAUCAAUCUGCUUCCGCAAUUUGUUUUAGAACACUUUGUUUGCGAACAA